Molecule: messenger RNA, 3217 nt
Organism: Harmonia axyridis
Lineage: Eukaryota; Metazoa; Arthropoda; Insecta; Coleoptera; Coccinellidae
Gene: Ube3a
Product: ubiquitin-protein ligase E3A
Exons: 13
Coding region: 231-2870 (879 amino acids)
Biological process (GO): protein polyubiquitination
Molecular function (GO): ubiquitin protein ligase activity
Source: RefSeq, a predicted model, not a curated record
GACAACAUAUGACAUUGACUGUUGUGCAUUUUGUAUUUAGAGAUGUGAAAUUUCAGAAACUGAAAAGCCUAAUAUUCUCCUUCAUUAUUGAUUUAUGUGAUUUACUAACCGAAUUAAAAAAACCAUUUGUUCAUAAUAUUGUGAUUGAACUGGAGAGUCACCAUCUCUGAAAAAAUUAUUAUUUGUUCUGUCCUUCGUUUAUUUUUAGAUUUAAUUUUGAAAACCAUUCUAUGAGCUCUUCAGAUUCCAGUGAGAAACAAGACGAAGCUUCAAGGAACAACCGUGAGGCCUCGUCUAGUAGUCUUGAUAAUAAUAAGAAAGAAGACGAAAUGAAAAGAGCAGCAGCAAAAAAACUUAUUGAACGUUACUUUUAUCAACUAACCGAUGGUUGUGGCAAUCCCCAUUGUGAUAAUAAAUAUUGUGCUUCAAGUGGAGAUUUAAAACCACUCACACCUGAUGAAGCAGCUGCUCAAGCUAUUCAGUUAUUUUCUCAGGAUGCUAGAUUAUGUGAGCGACAUCCUAAUAAAAUAGCCAGAACUCAGGCUAAUUCAAAUAUUGAGAGUUCCCUAAACAGACAAAAAAUGAAUUCUGAAACUAUAACAAAUGAUUUAGUAUUAAGUCCAUCAGGCAAUGAAGAAUCCAAAAGCAGAAAUUUGCUAAACACAAGUUCAGAAUACUUAUAUCUGACAGAACAAAUACUUUAUGACAUAAUAGAAGAAUGUGAGGCUAAUGAUUCUUACUCAAAGCUCAUAAAAACUUUGGGAAAGGUUUUUUGUAAUAUUGAUUGUUUAGCAUGUAGUUUUUUACAAACAGAAACACCUGAUAUAGAGGAAAAGUCUUUUGAUAAGGAUACAGACAAAGUUAGAGGUUUGAAUAAGGAAGAGGUUAGAUCAUUAGAGGGUGAAAAAGAUAAAGAUGAAGACUCCUGUGUUGAACCUAGUAAAAAUUCAUUGGCGCCAGUUGAUUUACCUUCUGUUAGAAGGGCAUUCGCAGCUCUCUUCAAAUUGAAAACUUCAAUUUUUGAAAAUGCUCUGGUGAAUGCUCUUGUUGCUCUAGCUGGAAAUUUGCAAGUGCAGUUGCCCACAAGGAAGGAUAAAGACAAUCAAGAUGAUGUGGUGAACGUCUUACUCAUUGUGUUCGAAAUUCCAGCUCUAGGAUCUGGGGAUUUUCUAGAGACCGGUCUACCUGCCAUCUGUAGAGCUUCACAGUGGCUCACUGUGAGCGUACAAGCCAAAUUAGCUAAGAUAUGGUCUUCUCCUGUUGGCCGAAUUAGUCUAAGAAGUAUUCUGGAGAAUUUACAACAGUUGAUCACACUGAAAGUGAUUGUUACUCAGUUUCAUAGGGAUUUUUAUGUCCAAGAUGAGAAUGUGAUAACCUCAGCAACCAGAUUAAUUAAGAUUUUAUACUUCGCAAAUAUGUUAGCUGGAACACUAGAAUCACCUUGUUCUGCAGAAGAACUAGCAGGAUCUAUAGAUAGCCUAUAUCCAAUACCAAAAUCACAGAAAGCAGUGCCUCAUGUCGAUCCAUUAGCCUAUGAGUUGGGAAUAAAUGUCCUGAAUUGCAGAAAACCACAUUUACCUUUUGAGGAAUUCUACAAUGAACUUCUCAGUGACGCCGUUGAAAUGGAUCGAGAUUUUGCUAAUUAUAAGAGCGAAUUGGGAAAAUUCAGUUUCAUGCUUUAUCCGUUCAUCCUGACCCCUGCUACAAAAACCAUGGGAUUAUAUUUUGAUAGCAGAAUUAGGAUGUAUUCGGAAAGAAGGAUCAGUGUUUUGCAAGCAUAUCGUGGAACUCCAUCUAACCCCUAUUUGAAACUGAAAGUUCGGAGAGAUCACAUAAUAGAUGACGCUCUUGUUGAACUUGAAAUGCUUGCAAUGGAGAACCCUAAUGAUUUGAAGAAGCAGUUGGUGGUUGAAUUCGAAGGCGAACAAGGAAUUGAUGAAGGAGGCGUCUCAAAGGAAUUUUUCCAAUUAGUCGUUGAGGAGAUUUUCAAUCCGGACUAUGGAAUGUUUGUCUUACAAAAAGAGACCCAAGUAGUUUGGUUCAACCCCACGAGUUUUGAAAGUGAUGGACAGUUCACACUUAUAGGUAUAGUACUGGGAUUAGCGAUCUACAACAACGUUAUUUUAUCAGUCAAUUUUCCCAUGGUAUUGUACAGAAAACUGAUGGGUAGGAGAGGUUCAUUUGAAGAUCUUAAAGACUGCAAUCCUGUUUUGUAUAAUAGUUUGAAACAAAUGCUGGAAUAUACUGCCCCAGAUCUUGAAGAUGUAUUCAUGCAAACAUUCAGUAUAAGCUACGAGGACGUAUUUGGUUCAGCCAUUAAUCACCAGCUGAAAGAGAAUGGAGAUGAUAUCCAAGUUACACAAGAAAAUAAAUUUGAGUAUGUGGAAUUAUACGCCGAUUUUCUCCUGAAUAAACAAGUGGAAAAGCAAUUUCAUGCAUUUUAUAAAGGAUUUCAAAUGGUUGUAGAUGAAUCGCCAUUAGAACUUCUCUUUCGUCCUGAGGAAAUCGAGCUUCUUAUAUGUGGUAGUAAAGUGUUUGAUUUUGAUGAAUUGGAGAAGUCAACAGAGUAUGAUGGAGGGUACAGUAGUAAUUCACAAAUAAUAAAAGAUUUUUGGACCAUUGUACAUUUAUUGUCAGAUGAAGAUAAAAAAAAGCUACUGCAGUUCACAACAGGUUCAGAUCGGGUGCCAAUAGGUGGCCUUAGCAGAUUAAAACUUGUAAUUUCAAGAAAUGGACCAGAUUCAGAUCGACUGCCCACCGCUCAUACUUGUUUUAAUGUUUUACUUCUACCAGAAUAUUCAUCCAAAGAUAAGUUGGAAGACAGAUUAAUGAAAGCUAUAAGCUAUUCGAAAGGCUUCGGAAUGUUGUAAUUCCAUGUACAUAGUAUUUCAUACAAGGUGUUCCAAAAUGAUAUGCUGUCAAAAUACAUCUGCUCUAAAAAGUGACUAUUGUUUCUUGGCAUGUUGAAGUAUUUACAUUGUAAAAAGAGUAGGUAGCUGUGAAUUUCUUGGAUUGUGAUAUGUUGUGAAGGGGGAUGCUAGUUUGAAACGCCUUGUAUAUUUAUGAAAAUUGAUAUGUUAUGUAGGUAGGGACGAACAUUUUUUACUACGAUAUAUUGAAUAUUCUCCUACUAACAUAACGGCAAUAUUGAAUAUAAUUUUAUUUUAUUGAUCAUGUUCUGUCAUGGUUCAACUUGUGAAAUAAAGACAUGAAGAAA